Molecule: messenger RNA, 882 nt
Organism: Closterium sp. NIES-65
Lineage: Eukaryota; Viridiplantae; Streptophyta; Zygnematophyceae; Desmidiales; Closteriaceae
Source: the annotation of a GenBank genome assembly
AUGGAGAAGCUACUGAGACGAGACGUCCCCACUCCCCUUCCUCAUUCCGCCUCCCCUCCCUCCGCAUACACGCGUCUGCCGGCGUCCUUCUGCUGCCGGCCUGCUGAGGAGCUAGCACCGCUGCUGCUGGGGAAGCUGCUGAGACGAGACGACGUGGUGCUGCGCAUCACAGAGGUGCAUUCAGGGAGCAAGGCAGGUGGAGGCAUACACAGAGGGGGACACGGCAUGCCAUGCCCGCUUUGGGUGCACUGCGCGCACGGCCCCACUGGUUGGUACCCUGCUGUGCUGACCGCUGCUGCGCUGUGCCAUGCUGCGCUGUGCCAUGCUGCGCUGUGCCAUGCUGCGCUGACCCCUGCUGCGCUGUGCCAUGCUGCGCUGACCCCUGCUGCGCUGUGCCCUGCUGCCACUCGUUUCGGCCCUCCAGGGCGAGCGUACGUGUAUCUGUGCUACGGGUUGCAUCACAUGCUCAACAUCACAGCAGAUAGGGACGGCACUGCGGCUGCGUGCCUUGUGCGCGCAUGCGAGGCCGUGGCAGGUGUUGCCACGAUCAGGGAGCGGAGAGGGAACCAACCCCUGACUCCUGCUCUGCUGGCUGGCCCCGGAAAGGUGGCAGCAGCACUGGCCCUGACAACACAGUGGUCGCACCAUCCACUGCACGAACCGGGGGGGUUGGAGCUUUUAGAUGCACCACCUGUCGCCUCCGUACUGAUUGGGCCCAGAGUGGGCAUCGACUAUGCCGACCCGUGCGAUGUGGCGCUGAGGUGGCGCUUUGCGAGUGGCGGCACUGCAUCAGUCAGUAACCCUAAGCGAGGGCUGCAGGUGCUGAGUAGCUGGCAGGAGGUUAGGGACGAGGAUGAAGAUGCAAACUUUGGUGAGGUCUGA